AAAAUGUCUAGCAUAUUCUUUAAAAAAUGAUUUCGACUGAUAUGGAUGUUGAUUCUUCUCAUAGUAUCAAUCAUAAAGAAAAUAGUUCUUAUUCAAAAUUAGAAGUUGAGAAUACGCUUGUAGAUAACCAUAAAAAACAUAAAAAACACAAAAAGGAAAAGCAUAAACAUGAUAAUAAUUUAAAAGAUAAUGAUAAACGACAUUCUAAUGAUAAUAGAUACGAUAAUCAUCAAACACAUGAAAACAAAAGUAUUGAAAAGAGAGAUCACAGUGAUAUUGCAAAUAAGUAUGCUAAACUAAAACCUCGUAGUCAUUCCAAAAUUCCCUUCGUUGUUAAUAGUCAUAAGAAAAUGGAAAUUGAGGAAGAUGAAUUUCUUGUCGAUAAAAACGAUCCAACAAAGCCAGCUAAAAAGGUUCCAUUAUCAUUGGAAGAAAUUCUGGCUAAAAAGAAGGCCGAUCAGGAAGCUCUUAGCAAACCCAAAUUUUUGAGUAAAGAAGAACGCGCUGCCGAAGCCAUUAAAAGAAGAGAGCAGGAGGUUUCGGAGAAGAAGAAGGUCAACGACGAAGUCAGGAAGAGGCAACAGCUGUUUCUGAAACAAGCCUUGCAGAGCAACGAAACCAUUUACGAGAAAGAGCGCAGGGAGAGACGCGAAAGGCGGGAGAGAGAGGACAAAGAAAAGGAGGAAGAAAGAACCAAAAUCAAGGAGGAAAAGGACAAGGACAAAGAACUCGGUGCCAUCAAGGAAAAGUACCUGGGAGUUGUGAAGAAGAAAAAGCGUGCACGCAGACUCAACGAGCGGAAAUUCGUGUUCGAUUGGGAUGCUACCGAGGACACCUCUAUCGAUUACAAUCCCAUUUACAAAGAUCGGCACGAUUUAUUGUUCUACGGGAGAGGAAAUCUUGCCGGCAUCGAUAUCAAGACUCAACGCAAACAACAGGCCGAAUUCUAUGCUCGCUUCAUAGAGAAGAGAAGGAAUUGCUCAGAAAAGGAACAGGAAAAAUCUCGCUUAACCAAAGUAGCCAAGAGGGAGGCCAAAGAGAAAUGGGACGAUCGCCAUUGGACAGAUAAAUCGCUCGAAGAAAUGACCGAUAGGGAUUGGAGGAUAUUCAAAGAGGAUUACAAUAUCAGCAUCAAAGGUGGCCGGAUACCUGUUCCCUAUAGAUCGUGGAAAGAGGCCAAAUUGCCCAAAGAAAUUAUGAAUAUCAUAGAGAAGAUUGGUUACAAGGAACCUACACCCAUUCAAAGGCAAGCCAUUCCUAUCGGUCUUCAAAAUAGGGAUAUCAUAGGAGUGGCGGAAACUGGGUCUGGUAAAACACUCGCAUUUCUUCUUCCUUUGCUAGUUUGGAUCACUUCACUGCCUAAGCUAGUCAGAGAUUCCGAUAACGACCAAGGACCUUACGCCAUAAUAAUGGCGCCCACCCGUGAAUUAGCCCAACAAAUCGAGGAGGAAACUGUUAAGUUUGGCCGACCCUUGGAAAUUAGAACGGUUUCUUUGAUAGGCGGGCUGUCGAGAGAAGAUCAAGGUUUCAAGCUCAGACGCGGGUGCGAAAUAGUCAUAGCUACUCCUGGUAGGCUUUUGGAUUGCUUGCUUAACCACUACAUCGUGCUGAAUCAAUGCACUUACGUCGUGUUAGACGAGGCGGAUCGAAUGAUUGACAUGGGUUUCGAAACUGACGUCCAGAAAAUACUGGAUUUCCUACCUGUCAGCAAUAAAAAACCUGAUACGGAAGAAGCCGAAGACGAAUCCGUUAUCAUGAAAAAUUUUGCCACCAAAGAAAAAUACAGACAAACCGUCAUGUUUACGGCCACUAUGCCCCCAUCCGUUGAACGCUUGGCCAGGACUUAUUUGAGGAGGCCUGCCGUUGUAUAUAUCGGUUCUAUCGGCAGACCGGUUGAUAGAGUGGAACAAAUCGUUUACAUGGUGGGGGAAAACGAGAAAAGGAAAAAACUCCUGGAUAUUCUGGAUAAAGGCGUGGAACCUCCCAUCAUAAUAUUCGUUAAUCAAAAGAAGGGCGCUGAUAUACUCGCCAAAUCUUUGGAGAAAAUGGGGUAUCUAUCGUGCACUCUCCAUGGGGGUAAAGGUCAAGAAGCUAGAGAUUUCGCUUUAGCCUCUCUCAAAAACGGGACAAAGCAUAUUCUGGUAGCAACGGACGUAGCCAGCAGAGGUAUAGACGUGUCGGACGUCUCCAUAGUCCUCAAUUACGAUAUGGCCAAGAGUAUAGAAGAUUACACCCACCGAAUAGGCCGAACAGGUCGGGCCGGCAAAUCGGGUAUAGCUAUAUCCUUUUUAACUCGAGACGACUCGGCCGUUUUUUACGACCUCAAGCAAUGUCUCGUAUCUAGCCCCUCCUCGUUUUGCCCCGUCGAACUUAUGAAUCACCCAGAAGCUCAAAUAAAACCGGGAACUUUCGUGGCUAAGAAAAGGAAGGAUGAGGUGGUUUACUUGCCUUGAACAAAUUUUUAUUAGAGGGAAAAAAAUAUAAAGAUUUACGAAAAUUAUGAUUUGUCUUGGGGAUGUUUAUCACACACACACUUAUUUAUAAAAUUUUGUAAAUAUUUUAUAAUAUAUAUAUAUAUAUAUAUGAAGUAAAAAAAAAUUUGAAAAUGCCUAAUUUGAUAUGAAUAAAUAUUGAGCAGGAUAAAA
This is a messenger RNA of Gordionus sp. m RMFG-2023, 2645 nucleotides long. Its product is annotated as probable ATP-dependent RNA helicase DDX23. The record is from RefSeq and is a predicted model, not a curated record. NCBI's taxonomy places the organism in Eukaryota, Metazoa, Nematomorpha, Gordioida, Chordodea, Parachordodidae. Gene Ontology annotation, biological process: mRNA splicing, via spliceosome. Gene Ontology annotation, molecular function: RNA helicase activity; ATP binding; RNA binding. The transcript is spliced from 17 exons. Gene Ontology annotation, cellular component: catalytic step 2 spliceosome. The coding region runs from base 27 to 2453 and encodes 808 amino acids.